GACAGCAGCACAGCUUUCCAUCCCAACUGCCUGGCUGGCCGGCUGUGUGUGUGCCUGUAGCCCCCUCUCCCCGGCUCUCUCACAUUGACACUCCGCGCGCACUCACACGCGCUCCCUCCCAUCUACACGCACACACACGUAGAGGCGAUCAGUGCAGGCUGCGCAGAGCCUGGUAAUUGUAUUGCUCCCUCCAAGCGGAAGGAAGGACCGCGAGAGAGGAAGACCAGAGAAAUAAGAGAGAGGAGAGAUAUAAAAACUUUGAUUCUUCUUCUUUUUCUUUUUUCUUUUAAACCUUUCCGUGUUUUUUUCUUCCUGGAGGAGGUUGACCUGACAAUGACCUGGUACCGUCGAUGGAUUUGGUAGGACACCCGUUAUCCGAGUGUUUUUUAAUGCACUCUGAACAAGAGUAGAAUGAACUUAUCGAAGGGGCCAUUGGUGAACAGCAGCAGUGAAGACAACUCCAAGUCGACUUUUGGUAAAUGCGGCGCUGGCGCCUGGAGGAUGCACCAGAGCUACGAUCCAGUGGAGGUCAACCACAUGAGAGACGCACAUGCCCUCUACAACCCCAGGCUUCUCUGCAGAAUGUCCAGUAAGGAGCGCCACCUUGAGUCCAACUGUCCGUCCUCUUAUAUAAAGACUGAGCCAUCUAGUCCUGCCUCCCUGACUGACAGUCUAAACCAUCACUCCCCCGGUGGCUCCAGUGACGCCUCAGGCUCAUAUUCGUCCACAAUGAACGGCCACCCCAACGGCUUAGACUCCCCGAGCCUCUACGGCUCCAACACAGGGCCCCUGGGUCCUGCUGGCGGCCCUGGAUCAAAACGUUACGAGGACUGUUCGUCAACUAUUGGGGAAGAUUCACAGAUUAAGUGCGAGUACAUGCUGAACUCGAUGCCCAAGAGGCUGUGUCUGGUGUGUGGGGACAUUGCUUCAGGGUACCACUAUGGAGUGGCCUCCUGUGAGGCCUGCAAGGCCUUCUUCAAACGCACCAUCCAAGGCAACAUUGAGUACAGCUGUCCUGCGACCAACGAGUGCGAGAUCACCAAGAGGAGACGCAAGUCGUGCCAGGCCUGCCGCUUCAUGAAGUGUCUGACUGUGGGCAUGCUGAGGGAGGGUGUUCGUCUGGACAGGGUUCGUGGCGGGAGACAGAAGUAUAAGCGCCGGAUAGAUGCGGACAACAGUCCCUACCUGAAUCCUCAGCUGGCUCUACCCCCCAAGAAGCCAUUUGCCUUUGGCUGCCUUGCAGAUAACAAAAUCGUCUCUCACCUGCUGGUGGCCGAGCCAGAGAAGAUUUACGCCAUGCCCGACCCCACUGUACCAGACAGCGACAUCAAGGCCCUGACUACGCUUUGUGACCUGGCAGACCGAGAGCUGGUGGUCAACAUCGGCUGGGCCAAACAUAUCCCAGGUUUCUCCACGCUGUCUCUGGCAGACCAGAUGAGUCUACUGCAGAGUGCAUGGAUGGAGAUCUUGAUCCUGCGCGUCGUGUACCGCUCGCUGUCCUUUGAAGACAAGUUGGUGUAUGCUGAGGACUACAUCAUGGAUGAGGACCAGUCGAAGCUGGCGGGACUCCUGGACCUGAACAACGCCAUCCUUCAGCUGGUCAAGAAAUACAAGUCUAUGAAACUGGAGAAGGAGGAAUUUGUCACUCUCAAGGCCAUUGCUUUGGCUAACUCAGACUCCAUGCACAUUGAAGAUGUGGACGCAGUGCAGAAGCUCCAGGAUGUGCUCCACGAGGCCCUGCAGGACUACGAGGCUUCCCAGCACCAGGAGGAUCCCCGCCGGGCGGGCAAGCUGCUCAUGACCCUCCCCCUGCUCCGCCAGACGUCCACCAAGGCCGUGCAGCACUUCUACAGCAUCAAGCAGGACGGCAAAGUCCCAAUGCACAAACUCUUCUUGGAGCUGCUGGAAGCCAAGGUCUGAGGACAGGAAACUGGACGGAGGACAGCCAGACACCAGUCUGAACCACCCGAGCUUCACCUCAAACAGCAACAUUGAAUGACCUCUUUCUCUUUUACACACACACACUCUGACCCACACACACACACAGACAGACACACCCUCACAGAAAUAUGUCCCUAGAGUAUCUCUUCUGAUGCAUCCCCCUCUGAAUUAACGAGUAAAUUAAAUCUCUUACCUGAACUCCUAGAAUUCCACCGCCUUUGAGAAAAGGGCGCUCACUUGACCUUCUUGUAUGGGGACGAUGCUCACAGACUGACAUGACCCCCCCAACCCCCCCGCAUUACGGAGGGAAGAUGAUGGUUCCUUUAAAAAUUAUUAACUAUCACAACAGUUUCCAUGGUGACUCUGAACACUGUCGACAGCUAAACAGUCACUUAUGCAUUUAAUAACGAUUAAGAUCUUAUUGAUGACAGAAGCUAAAAGGAGAAUAGGUUUAAAAGAAACUAAAAACUCUUCACUUUAGUUCUGAGAGACUUUAAGACUGCGCUUGUGUCUCCUUUCCCCUCCCUAUUUCUCCCCAACGUUUUUUUAAGUGUUCAAGAAGAAAACAAGUGGGGAAAAGUGAACACUAAAGAAAUAUUAACGAUGUUUGUUGUCACAUUACUUGUACAAUGACAUUUUGACGGAUGGACAGAAAGAAGAGGAGAUUUGCCCUGCCAAAGAAUGGAGCUCAUCCAUUCAGAGGAUGCCAGCAAACUGUACUGUCACCACCCCCCUGAUACAGCUGCUUCUGGUUUGAUCCGCCAGUGGCUUUCAGUCCUGGGCUUCAAGAGCACUGCUGGUUUUCUGUUCCACAAGUUGUUUUAAAAUUGUUGUGGUCGAAAUAAAAACCAGCAGGGCUCAGACUUUCAAGGACCAGGAUUGUAAACCACGGCUGUAAACACUUUUUGCGUCUCCCUAAAUUCAGCUUCUGGUUGCCCAUGACUCCCCUACUUCAACUACAACUUUGCUAUUUGUUUUAUUUGUUGAAGACCAGUGACCCUGGCCUCCCAAACCCCUCAGUAUUACCACAGUGUCAGUGUUUGUACACCUGACGUGGCUGAAAAUGGUUUCAAAUAUUAUAACCACUGAAUGAUUAAUUGAGUUUAUUACUUACGAAUAACCAAACAAGACUUGAUCUAUACUGUCAAAAUUUGGAUCCCUGCUCUGCUAACCGGUAGAUAUAGGCUCAGUUCCCAUUCUCUAUGUUGCUACAUAUAUUCUGUCACACACUCCUCUUGUUUGGACAGCUGUUUGGAACUAAUUCAGCUGCUCAGUGGCCCAAGAUUGCGGCUCUCCAUUUACCAGUGAGUAGAGAUUUAAGUCCGUCACUAAGAAUUGUGCCAUUGAGAAUAGUCCAGAGCUUGCUCAUUACCCAAACGCCAAAACCUUCAAAUGUCAAUGCGGUACUUUCUCUCCUUGCUCCUUUGCAUUCACUACUUCCACUCAUCUCUGGCGUCAGUAGAGAGAUAUUUCUGUGAUGCAUUCAGCGAGUGAUGAGUGAGUUUCAGUCACUCAAUGCAAUAGAAACCAGAAGGAACGGUGUGCUGACAAAACUGACUGAAAAACAACUAUUGUUGCUUUCUAACUCCUUAUUUUUUUCCUUAAUUUAUAUUUUGAAAAUAAUGAUACCAAUGCUAGGGUUGUAAAUAAUUGUCAUCCUGUAUAUGACAUAUACCACGGCUUUGUUUUUGUUAUCGAUAUCGUCUUCUUAAAACUGAAUCAAUCAAUAAGUCUUUCCUUUAUUUCAGCUUGACCACUUUCAGCAAUUAUAUAUAUAUAUAUAUAUAUAUAUAUAUAUAUAUAUAUAUAUAUAUAAAUAUAACAAGUAAUGUAUUAACAAAUCAGCGUUUAUCUUAGAGACUCUGAGCAAUAGUGGGUUUUAAAAGAGGGGUUUGUGCAUAUGGACUAAGUCUGCAAUAUUAACAUAACGUGCCAGUCUUAAAUUCGGAAGAGAGGAUGAGGAUUUGGGGAGAGUUGGUAGCUUCUCUUCCCCUCUGUGUAACUUGCCAUAAGCUAUUAGAGAACAGUCAAUGUUACUUUUGUUAGUAACAGUUAGGCAGGAACAAAUACGGACCAGGAAUGUCAUGAUGAGAUUUUAAUGCAGCUGUCGCGCUGCGCGUAUAAUGGUCAGUACGAGGGUUAAGGAGUUAAUAUAAGCAGUAAGAGACCUAAACAUACAACACUCCGUUUGCAAUUAUGACAUGGUUCUAAUGUUUGCACCUUUCUUUGUGACGUCACAUUUAAUCUGAUCAGAAAGAGACAGCAAUUUAAAAUCAAUAAUUCAGUAAUAUGGAUUUUUUUCUUUUUUUACCGUUUUCCGUCCAGGGUGAAAGUUUCUUUAGCCAUUUGACCGAGUGUGGGGGACCAUCAGAAAUACCAGAUUAAAUCAAGACUUGAACUGAGGGAAAUGGUGCUAGAAAAGAAAAAAAACAUGAUCUCAAUUUACAGGAAAAACACCUGGAACUGACACUUUCAUGAUAGCUUUCAUGAUAUUCCACGUUCUGUUGUUUUAACUUAUAAUUUUAAAAUCACUAAGAAAAUAAGUUCCAAAAAAUAAUCAUGAGGACUAGAGACUAAAUUGCAUAGGAAAAUUCAUUUCAAUUUGAAUUAGCUUUAUUUUCCUCUGGUUAAAUUGAAUAAGUGGGAUCUUGCAGAAUAUCUUCUUUUUUUUUAAAACAUGACUAUAAUUAUUUCAGCUAAACUCAUAAGUAACCAAUUACAACUAAAAUGUUAAAAUGUUCCAUUUCAAAUGUCUACAAACAGGAAAUGAAAAAACAACAGCUAACAGGGAACUGUCCUACAUAUUACAAUAAGUAAAGUUUUUUUUUCAUAUCAUUAUUUCUAAAGCCGAAUAAGAAUGCCAAAAUGUGUAAUCUAGAUGAGGGUGUAAUCCAAUAUAAAAUGGCAACUUGUCACAGCUGAGGAGUGCUGCAGUUUAAGUGUAGUUGAUCUCUAACAUCACACGCUCUGUAUCAAACAUCAGUAUUAUUAGUAAGGGGUAUUUUCUCAGCCUUCUUAAACAUUGUAUAUUGUAAAUUAUACAGAAUAUAAUUCUAACAUAAGACAUUUUAUUGGAAACAAAAUCAAGAAAAAAAGAGAAAAAAAAUGUAGUUCAGCCUUGAUGUGUGUUUCAUGUUUGCUGUUUUUUCUAUCAAGGAAAAAAAACCUAUUUGUUUGUUUCUUUAUUUCUUUAAGUUUUAUUGUUUUUUUCUUUGUUUUAAGGCCCUCUUUCUGUUCGGCCCCUUCCUCCUCUGUUGAGUCCUCUGAGGCGAUGCUGUGUGCUUUUUCUUGUGGUAAUUCCCGUUCUUGUGCCGUGUGCUUCUUCUUUAGACAACACCGAGUAAACUAGAGGCAAUGUUGUCUGUCAGUCGGAUCAGUCCACUGGGGGUCUGGGUCCCGGAUUCUCUCACAAUGAACCGGACCCAAUAAAAGGCUCUUCUUCUAGAAACUUAACUAGACCACCAGAAACAAAUUACAGUAUUCAUCUCCACCAAACUAUACAUGGAUAAUUAAAUAUUUAGUAUCUAAAUGAAGAAACAGCUUACAAGUAUUUAAAAAGGGAUCAUUUGUGUAACUUUCCUGUAGAGUAAACAAUAUACUGUAUAUCUUUAGGUUUAAAUAAAGAUGAAGUGAGAAGGACAUUUGAGUAAUACAGAACUGUAGGUGACUCUUUUUUGAUAAACUCGCUGUACAUAACUGCCUUCCAUACAGCUCGGCUCAAUCCUUAUCUUCCCUGUUUCAACGGGCAAAAGGGGAAAAUAAUGAAAAGUUGCUCUUUUUUUUUUCCCCCCUCCUUAAAUUAUUUUAAUUAUUUCUUAUUUUCCAACCUAUUUCUGGGAACCUAUUUUGCUUCACAAAUGACAGAUGAAGUAUAGAAUUUGCUUUGGUGUGUGGGUUGGAUUGUUAAAGGAAAAGGUCAACAUGUUUGAUUUGCACUCGCUGUUUCUCUUCGCCACAGAUUUGGUCCAGUGGGGACACGGUUCUGCACUCUUCCAGAAUGAAUCCAAAAUAUUCCAGAUUCAAAUUCAAAUUUUCUAUAACCGUUAAUGUUAUUAUACUCAUUAUGAAUCUCAAAUGGAUAUGAAUCCAUACAGAUGUUUAGAUUCUUAUUAUGCACUACAGAUAACAUACAUUCAAAGAUGUUAAGGUUAAUCAAAGGUCUUGAACAUGAACAUGUUUUAGAGAGGAAAUAUGCAGAGUAUAAUUCACAUCUGCAUUUGUAGACAACAGAAUUUCAUUUCCUAUUCUGAUUGUUAGAUUUGAUUCCUAACUUGUCAACUGUACAUGAAUCUGCAUACAAUUUAUGCAAAAUAUGUGCUUUUUUCUUUUCUAGUGUUUCCUUCUGUUAUUUAUUUGUCAGUUGUCAAACCAAUCCUGUGCACUCCUGAACAGCUCAAAACAAUGACAGAUGUUACACGUCUCCCUGAGGUGGUUGAGGCUGUAUUUGGCUUUAAGAUGUGAAAAACAAGCAGAAUUUCUGAUAUAAGGGGAAAAUGCUCAUAGAAUUCACUUUCUAUCAAAUAUUCAUCAAUGUCAAUCAAGCAAAGUUUUGCAAUGAUGCCGCCAUGUUUGAACGCUGAAUAUUGGCAGGAAUGCACUAACUUUAGAUCAAAAAAACAAAACCUACCAGCUAGAAUCAGGAGGGAGAUUGUGUGUUCCUUUCAAAAGUGUUGAUAUAACUUGCUGCUCAUAGCCAAGAUAUUAUUUAGACGUAAAGAACGGAGAUUCUUUUUCUUUCAUUUUUUUCAUGUUAAAAGCAAUAUUUUGAUGACUGUACAAUUUUGAGGCAAGAGUUGCACUUAUUUGUGUUGGGUUAUAGAUCCAAAUGCUUUUGUAUCUAUAGGAAUUAUACUGCUGUUAGCGUUAAAACCAUAUAAAUAACAACCAACCAAACUGGUAUUGUCUACGUGGAGCAGUGGAAGAAGGACUGUCCAGGUUUUUGCAGAGCUACUGAUAGAUGGAGUUUGACCUGGUUGCUCGCUGGGCACCACGUUAUUGCUCUCACCUGAAUUUAGAUUCGCCGCAAAUGCUCUAUGUAACAAUAGUUUAGCUGGAACAGGAGGAGUUAUUUAGCCAUAGCGACAAAGCAGGAUUGUCCAUCUUCCAUGGCUGCCCCUGAAAUCUGCUUAGGCCAAACUGUGUCUAUCUACAGCUCUACAGUGUUAAGUCAUUAAGUUAUAUUUAUCCCCACAUGUAACUGCCACUUGUCCUGCAGCUGACGCUGCAGUCUGAAUUUGCAAAUACAGAGAAACUAUUCAAGGGAGAGAGAUAGUUGACACAAUUGAAUAAAAGGGAUAUUUUGAGAUUUUAAAAAAUGACCCUUGCAUAGUGGAAAAGAGUCGUGGAUGUAAGAAGACCCUGUAGUGUUAUUUAAAACAUGUCCGUAGAUUUUAGAUGUGCUUCACAUCAGUACAUUAAAGAAAAGACAAAAAAAAACAAUUACCUGUAUAUUUUUGUGACGUGUAUCAUACAAGUGUGCUCCAACAAUAAUGUCCAUUUGUGUAAAUGUAUUUAUUUCACAUUGUAUAUAUUGUUCAAUGCAAAAAGAGAGACCUAUGAUUCUGUAACUUAAACUACUAUGAGUUAAAACAUUACGUGUUACUCCAGACUAUGCCUUUCAGGAUUAUUACAGUAGAGCAAUAUCAAUUAAAACCAGGCUUCCAGUUUUGAAA
Messenger RNA from Scophthalmus maximus (turbot), 7613 nucleotides. It is a transcript of the gene esrrga, whose product is annotated as estrogen-related receptor gamma a. NCBI's taxonomy places the organism in Eukaryota, Metazoa, Chordata, Actinopteri, Pleuronectiformes, Scophthalmidae. Bases 412 to 1920 code for a protein of 502 amino acids. Gene Ontology annotation, molecular function: zinc ion binding; steroid binding; sequence-specific DNA binding. Gene Ontology annotation, biological process: regulation of DNA-templated transcription. Gene Ontology annotation, cellular component: nucleus. The transcript is spliced from 9 exons. The record is from RefSeq and is a predicted model, not a curated record.